Messenger RNA from Ornithorhynchus anatinus (platypus), 953 nucleotides. It is a transcript of the gene TMEM14A, whose product is annotated as transmembrane protein 14A. NCBI's taxonomy places the organism in Eukaryota, Metazoa, Chordata, Mammalia, Monotremata, Ornithorhynchidae. The transcript is spliced from 5 exons. The record is from RefSeq and is a predicted model, not a curated record. Gene Ontology annotation, biological process: regulation of heme biosynthetic process. Bases 74 to 415 code for a protein of 113 amino acids. Gene Ontology annotation, cellular component: mitochondrial membrane.
GUCACCCGGCUGACAGGUGGCAGAGCCGGGAGUCGAACCCAUCACCUCUGACUCCGAAGCCCGGGCUCUUUACAUGCGGCUAAGAGGAACGCGUCUUCUAAGUGCAGACAUGGCCAUCGACUGGAUUGGUUUUGGAUACGCUGGGAUGGUGGCUUUCGGAGGCGUCUUGGGUUACAAUCGCAAAGGUAGUAUAAUAUCUCUGAUCGCUGGACUUUUCUUUGGCUCGAUGGCUACCUAUGGAGCUUUCUGCGUCUCUCGUGACACCCGGGAUGUAAAGAUAUCAUUGCUUACGGCUUUCGUUCUGGCCACGAUAAUGGGUGUGCGGUUCAAGAGAUCCAAGAAACUUAUGCCAGCAGGAAUCGUCUCUGGGCUAAGCCUCUUGAUGAUUUUGAGACUCGUUUUGAUGCUGCUGUAAGAAUCCAAAGCAACUGAGAACUGAGUUCGUAUCAUUCCAUUGCAACAGGCAAACCCGGAUUAGUACUUGAAAGAUAAGUUUUACCAAUAAAGGCUGCUUGUCUCUUUUUGGGUAAAAAUGAACAUUCACAUAUGUAUCUAAAAAGUAACUAGAACUAGCCCAAGCAUUUUUUUUUUUUUUUACAGAACUGUUUUUAAAAAAGUUUUUAAUUGUCAAUCACUGCUUUCAUCAUCAAAAGAACUAAAUCAUGAAAUCUGUUUCACUGAAAGCUUAUAAAGAAAAUAAUUAUAAACUACAGGUUUUUCUAAUCGAAUACCAUAAAGACUCAGGACAGCAGAUAGGUUUGUAAUAAAAUGAAAAGUGUCAAAUAAUUUAAAACCCCAUCUCCAAUGGAACUGAACUAGUAACGGUCAUUGAUAUUUGUUUGUAAUACGUUUCAAUGGAAAUUAUUUUUCUCUUGAAAAUUUUAUCCCAGUCACAGCAAAGUGCACUGUUCAAAUAGAGCCAUAUUUGAAUAAAUAAAAAUAUACUCUUUUUA